Fusarium subglutinans is the source of this 1572-nucleotide messenger RNA. RefSeq lists its product as uncharacterized. Bases 1 to 1572 code for a protein of 523 amino acids. NCBI's taxonomy places the organism in Eukaryota, Fungi, Ascomycota, Sordariomycetes, Hypocreales, Nectriaceae. The transcript has a single exon. The record is from RefSeq and is a predicted model, not a curated record.
AUGCCUCUUCAGGAGCCUAGUGAGCGAGAACGCCGUAGUUACUACUAUGGCCUUCCAAGCUGCCCUAAGCUAGUCGCCCGUUCCAGCACCGCGCCCUGGAACCAGCCCUACGAGUGGCCUGACCGCAAGAGACUCUAUGUUGCUACCGGACACGCGAUCCAACAGCCAUGGAAUGACCCGAACAGCCCUUUGCAACGCCUCAUCAUCGCCACGCUCGAUGGCAUCGACUGGACCGCUAUUGACAUCUUGCGCAUCGGGUAUAAAAGCUUCGGGGACGAUUAUCGGCGGAUACCAGAGCUUCCUGUUACCAUGCUCAUUUCCGUGUCCACGAACUCGACCACGUUCCAAGAGGCAGAAGCAGUGAUCAUUGCUUGCAAAGAAAUACUCGCCCGCUUCAAUCUCGACGAUGUUGAAGUCGAGAUUAAAGAAAGCGUCAUCACCACCGCUGCCUCGAACUCAAGCUUAGCUUCGCCCGACCCGACUACAGGCAGGGAGCACCCGCGCCUCGAUCCCGGCCCCUUUGACAAGGACUUCAUCGACAUCAAGUACAGACACCUCCACAAUAUCUCAGAGUACAUGGGAACAUCGAUUGAUUCGCCCUCUGAGUUCAAACAAGGGACAAAGUACCUCUACCUACAAGGCAACAACGGCAAAACGUAUGCACUUACAUGUCGACACACUCUUUUCUCGGAAAGUUAUCUCAAGGAGUACCGCCACGGCGAUGGGAACGACACCAAAUACGUACGUCAGCCUGGAAGCAACAGUCUGAGCAGACUAGUUGAACGCUUCAAGGUUGCAAAGGGAGGAAUUGAUGAGACCAUUGUGGAGAUGGCCAAGCCCGCUUAUGCGGACCCCAAAUGCCAGGCGAAGCUCCCAGACUUCUUGCAAGAGCAACUCCUGCUGCAGUCUUGCCAGCCUCGCAUGGAACAGUUUUAUGGCGAGGUCAGCGCAGUUGUUGGGCAUGUUGAGUUCUCGCCUCCUAUCGGACUUUGCUCUCAAGGUCUCAGAGUUAGAGGUUGGGCUCUGGUCGAACUAGCACAGGAAAGCUUUACCACCAAUCUCAGCAAACUACGAAAUAAGAUCCCAGUCACGAAAAAGCUCCAAGACCUGGUCGGUAAUGUCCCUGUUUUACCCGCCCGGCGUCCACUGUGGCUACGCUUUUCCUCUAAUGAAGUCGCUAUUGGACCUGAUCUUAUCCCUGAGUGUGAACUGAAAGGCACUGCACCAAGCCCAUCUGGUGAAACACUCUUCGUCAUAAAGCACGGCCUCAAAACCAAAUUCACCAUCGGAAUUGCCAAUGGAAUCCACUCUGUCGCUCGCUACACCUCUGACAUUGGAGAUGUUAUCUCCAGUGAAUGGUGCAUUAUUGGAACGAACGGCGAUGCCUUCUCUGACGCAGGAGACUCAGGAGCUUGUGUCUUUGACCCUGACGGGCGAAUCGGUGGAAUGAUUACCGCCGGCUUGAAAAGUCAGGACUAUAUCUAUGGCUAUGAUGUGACCUAUGCGGCGCCUAUGCAGUGGCUUUUGGACGAAGUCAAGAAAGAAGGCUAUGAUCUAAAGCUACCUAACUAG